This is a messenger RNA of Phyllostomus discolor (pale spear-nosed bat), 1211 nucleotides long. RefSeq names its product beta-1,4-galactosyltransferase 7-like. Gene Ontology annotation, biological process: carbohydrate metabolic process; proteoglycan biosynthetic process. The record is from RefSeq and is a predicted model, not a curated record. Gene Ontology annotation, molecular function: xylosylprotein 4-beta-galactosyltransferase activity. Bases 1 to 645 code for a protein of 214 amino acids. Lineage: Eukaryota; Metazoa; Chordata; Mammalia; Chiroptera; Phyllostomidae. The transcript has 5 exons.
AUGAGUGGAGGGGCAGGCGUGCAGGUGGCCUGCUCUCUGCCCACACCCCGCCCAGCCUCUGCCGCCCCGCACAGGUUCAACCGGGCGGCGCUCAUCAUCGUGGGCUUCCUGGAGAGCGGCAACAGCACGGACUACAUCGCCAUGCACGACGUGGACCUGCUCCCUCUCAAUGAGGAGCUGGACUACGGCUUCCCGGAGGCGGGGCCCUUCCACGUGGCCUCCCCGGAGCUGCACCCCCUCUACCACUACAAGACCUACGUAGGCGGCAUCCUGCUGCUCUCCAAGCAGCACUACGAGCUGUGCAACGGGAUGUCCAACCGCUUCUGGGGCUGGGGCCGAGAGGAUGAUGAGUUCUACCGGCGCAUCACAGGAGCCGGGCUGCAGCUGUUCCGCCCCUCAGGGAUCACAACUGGAUACAAGACGUUUCGCCACCUGCACGACCCAGCCUGGCGGAAGAGGGACCAGAAGCGCAUUGCCGCUCAAAAGCAGGAGCAGUUCAAGGUGGACCGAGAGGGAGGCCUGAGCACUGUAAAGUACCGCGUGGAUGCCCGUACAGCCCUGUCUGUGGGCGGGGCCCCGUGCACCGUUCUCAACAUCAUGCUGGACUGUGACAAGGCUGCUACCCCCUGGUGCACAUUUGGCUGAGGUGGCUGGACAGUAAGAAGGCCUGUACCUACAGGCCACACUGCUACUCAGGCCCUGGACAAAGCCUCAGUCCCUGAGCCCAUCUCUAAUAAGACACGGAGUGGCCUGAAGCAGUGGACAGCAAGCCAGGUGUCUUCAGCCACAGCAGGACACACGGGCUGCCUGGGGCACCAGCGCUAGCAAUAGACUGAUGCAGAGAAGCUGGGGUGUGGCUCCCAGCCGGCACGGCACACCCGCCUCUGUGUGCUGAGGCCUGCGGGCUCUGGGUCCUCUCCUGGCCUGCCUCAUGCAGAGGUCGGGUGCAGCGAUGGGGUGCAGAGGCGAGGCCACUGAGCGAGUGGCUGGGGCCGCUGGGAGGGGUGGAGUGCAGGCCCCAGAGUGCAGGCCCCCUGAAGAGGGACGCUAGACCACUCUGGCUGCUUGUCACCGUGUAGGAACGUGGGCCUGAUGUUGCCGGAUCUUCUGAUGUUUCAAAAGAAACUGGAAUUCUGGAUUCUUCAGUGGAAGCAGUUGAUUAUUAAAUGAUAGCAACUAAUUAAAAUUCUAAAAAAGUAUGGCAGUCCAAA